Messenger RNA from Porites lobata, 9881 nucleotides. The record is from the annotation of a GenBank genome assembly. Lineage: Eukaryota; Metazoa; Cnidaria; Anthozoa; Scleractinia; Poritidae.
UCAACGCAAAGGAACCAAACGUGUUUGACGGGUCGCAGUUCCCUCGGCACAACUCAUUGUGGUUCGGCAGCAGUGAAGUACCGUGGGGGCUUUUUUGAUGGCAUCAAUAUUGAUAUAAUUCGAGGAUGUUUUGACUGCACGGGUGGGUAAAAGUAUUACUUUUAACAGUUUUAUCCCAGAAAAAAUAAAUUAUAAAUAGAAACGGUCUAAAACUUGUAAUUCUCACUAACAACAACUCUUGUUAGGGCCAAAUAAGGUCAAAACAGCAAAAAUUAAAAUAUAAUGUUAAAAUUAAAUCAAACAUAGUAGAGGGGUUGGGUAGGGGAAGAAGAGAUAAUUGUAUCUACGCGUCAAUGACUGCUACGAUGAUCACAAUCUUUUCAUUCAGAUAAAAAAGCAGCCUGCUAUUCUCUUGGAGGUUACCUGAAGCGUGAAGAACGCGACACAUUGCUUGAGUGCGAAAUUGAGUGUUGCAAUAGCAGUAGAUGUAACACGAAGAACUCAUCUUUGACACAGGACGCGGUAACUGUGUUUACACCGGAAGGUAUUAUAUUAAAUAUUUUCAAAUUGUGUAUUUUACAGAACCAGAGCUAUGCGAGUUUACCGUGGACGUUUGUCAUGUUUGGACCAAACCCGCUCGGUCUCUAUCAGCCGUCAGCUGGAAAACGGAUUAGCGAUUGUCACAUGUUCGCUUGUAGCCUCCCACGCAGACGUUCGUAGGGCUUCGUCACCCGUUCCUUGCCCACGAACGUCUGCAGGAGGGCGCGUCACGAAGCCCUAAGAACCUCUGCGUGGGAGGCUAGUUCGCUUGCGAUCGUGUAGUCAAGGGUACAGUGCUGUACACAUAUGGCAGCGCUAGUCCCUUGUCCCUGUUUCGUAACGUUGGACUUAGGUACUAGUUUUUAACCCUCUCACUGCCAAUUGUGGCUAAAGGCAAAAUUGAGCAAAAAUUCCCACAUUUCAUUUUGUAAAAUUUUCAAAAGCAAAUAGUACCAUGUGAAAUUACAGGCAGAGAGCUUUCAUUUGAAUGGUCACACCAUAGGAUUUCGUCCACAGAUUAAAACGUUAGAGCCACCUUACAAAACUCCUCAUUCACUCUGGCAGUAAAAGGUUUAAUAGUCUCUCUCGUCUGACUUUACUUCUCCCCUUUUGCUAUCGUAUGGGCAGCCUCUGGACCUUCGCAAUGCCAGGAAUGUUUCGACGAUACUGAUGCAGAGUGCAUUGAGAAACAAGACCCACAGGAUUGUAGCCGAGAUUCGCGUUCACUUGGAACAACCCACUGUGGCUACGCCAAGAUAAAGUAUGCGUCCAAAUUUGGUAUACGUGAUAGGGUUUAUAGAGGAUGUAUUAAUUGCGCAGGUACGUUUAGUAGUAUAAGUUUGAAAAUACAAUAUUACAGGAACUGGAAUAAUAAUAAUAAUAAUAAUAAUAAUAAGUAAAUAAUAAUAAUAAUAAUUUUUUUUAAUUUUUUUUCAAUAAAACAAAACUUUAUUCAUAGAUUUAAAAAAAAUAGACUAUUUACAGAUUCAAGAAUAUGAAAUAUUAAAAUAUAUACCCUAUGUACAUUUUUCUUGUCUACGAAAGAGAAUUGUUGUAAAAUGACUAUCUAAAGACUACUAAUAACAAUUAUAAAAAGCAUCAAAAAGUUGAUAAAAAAAAAUAAAAACUAUUUAAAAAUAAUAAUUCAAACUGAUAAAAAGUUACUACUUAAAUUCUGGCUUGCGCACUUUCCGAUGUAAUGUCAAUGUCAGAUAUAUUGGCUGCUCUUCUCUUGCUCCUGGUUCCUCUGAGACACAGCAAGGCUGAUCGUAAGAUGGCAAAGGAUACUUUCGCCCUUAUCCAAGAUAUGGUUGUAGCGUAGUCAUCUCCUUUCUUUAACGCAAGUAGCUCUGCGAGGCGGCUAUGGAAUCUCUUGCAUUCAUCGGCCAUUCCACCUGUAAUAAUAAUAAUAAUAAUAAUAAUAAUAAUAAUAAUAAUAAUAAUAAUAAUAAGCUCCCUCCUGAACAAGAGUGGCUAUGGAUACAACACCCCCCAUGGAAAAGAUCAGCCACCUCUUCUACAUGGAUGACCUGAAGACCUACACGCAAAAAAAGACGACGAACAAACGGGCAUGUUGAGAACCAUCAAAUCUUUCAGUGACGACAUAAUCAGGGAUUUCGGAUUGGACAAGUGCGCCAAGGCCACCUUCAAGAGAGGGCGACUAGCCGACUCCAGUAACAUCGAGCUCGACGUCAACACCAUCAUACAGGACUUAGAUCAGGAAGGUACCUAUAAGUACCUAGGAGUCAGCGAGGGAAACGGAGUCCAGCACUCUCAGAUGAAAGAGAAGAUCCGGAAAAAGUACUACUGCAGGAUGCGGAUGGAACUCCGCAAACAAACUGGAAGCCAUCAACACCCUGGCAGUACCGGUGGUAACUUACAGUUUUAACGUCAUAAACUGGACGUUACAAGAGCUGGCCAAACUUGAUACAAAGACUAGAAAGUCCCUGACAAUGUACAAGAUGCACCACCCCAAAUCUGACGUGGACAGGCUUUACCUGCCCAGAACUGAAGGAGGUAGAGGGCUCAUACAACUGGAGUUUUCCUACAAGUCAACCACUAUCGGUCUUGAUAAAUACCUCCAGGAGACGCAGGACACCCUCCUCCACUUUGUUAAAGACCAUGACGACAGGAAAUCCUUGUACUCCAUCAGCAGACAUCAUCUGGUUAUGUAACAUAUUCCCCUAAAAAGAACAAAGGGUACCAAGGAAAGUGAAAAAUAAGGCGAUAAAGAGCCUCAGCUUUAACACAGACUUUCUUAAACAUUUCUUUGACGUGACAAAUAAGUUAAAUCUUAAUCUAAAUCAACACCUAUGAUCUAACUGCCUUUACUACUCGAUACAGUUUCUGACAUCAUUUUGGCACGUUCUGUUCAUUUCUUUAUGACAACUUUAAUGGGUGCCAAAAAACUAUCCAAGAAAGUUUGGUUAAAUUAUUAUGACCCCAUGACCACAUUUCGAAACCAUAGAAACCUAUUGUCACCAUAUCUUGGUAAAAAGUAAUAAACAAACAGCUGCGAUCGAAAAACUGGCACAAAUGGUUUUGACAUUAGUCGGAGAAAGAAGCUUAAUAACGUUACUAAAACUGCAUUCGGUGGGUACAUAUCAUGAAGAUGUAGCUUGCAAAAGAUACAUUUAUUACUGACUUCAUUGUUUUCAGAUAAAAAGGCAGCCUGUGCAAUUAUAAGUGGCUACAUUAAAUCACGCAAGAAUGGCCUCUUGCUGACAUGUGAUAUCCAAUGUUGCACAAGUAACAACUGUAACGAUGCAGGUAAUGUAUGACGCGUUUCGAUCCGGGGGAACCCUAUUUUAGCCUAUGCAGAGAGGAUCCCCCCUCCCCAAAAGGAGAAAAGAAAGGGAAAUCUGCCAUUUCAGUCUGUAAAAAGGCCCAAAAGGACUGAAAGAUGCAUUUUAAGGCUGUGAAAAUGCUCAAAAAUGACGAACCCUUAUAUAGUUAAAUGAAGGACAAUGUCACUUUAACUCAGCUUGUACUCCGGUCCACUUAUUAACAGUGUCAAGUCAAAGGCCUCUCCCAACUAAAUUAAUUAAAUUUAAAAAGGUGGUCUUGAAGACACUAGAGUAUCCCUCACCACCAAAAACUGAGCCAACUGAGCUCGUCGAAAGGUUCAUUACUUGCCUCUUUUCGCUGAUAUGUCAGAUAAUAUGAACUUUUCCCUAACAGCUGCCGGUCUACCGACAUGUACUUAUUGCGUGGAUACUUGCUCUAACAAGGAUCCUCCCCAAGCCUGUUCCCUAAAUCCAAGUUUUGGUUCGCUUGGGACGACUCACUGUGGCUCUGUAGUAGGUAGUUAUCGGGAUCGCUCCGGAAAUGUUAAGGAUUUGGCAUAUCGAGGAUGUUUUGACUGCGCCGGUAAGUUAACAGCCAGUUUUCACCACACUGAGGCUUAGGGCCAAGGCUCUCUCCUGGGAACGAGGUCGUCGAAUCAAGUCACUAAGCAGUUUGACGUCACAGAACUUAGUUUUUUUCUUGAACUUUCGCUGGUUAACUUAAACGCAGGUGUAUUUUCACCUUGUUUUCUCCAACCCCGACUUUAGGGCAACAUUUGCAAAAACGAGCACCUAAAGGCGUUUUGAAGAGCCAAUUUUUAGGAAACUAGAGCAACUUUUAUUUUCCCUAAUGGCGAGAGUGUAGAGCCGGGUUUUGAAGCCACGCUUUACCAGCUGUGUGAUUUGCCCAUGCGUGAUUCUUGUUAGGGACAAGCACUUACAAGAAUUUGCCCAUAAAUUGGACUUAACAAGUUAAAAACGACUUAUUAAAAGUCAGGCCCCUGUUGUUCAAAAGUUGGAUAGCGCUAUCCAACGGAUAAAUCGCUGUCAAGUGGAUAAGUUUAUUAAGAAAACUGAUUGCGUUAUCCGGUGGAUAUUCAUUUAUCUAGUUGAUAGCACUAUACACCUUUCCAACACACUGGGGCCAGAAUUUCAGUUUCCGAGGUUCUCUUUCAACCUGUUAGGUUGCUUCUGCAACUUGAGAGGAUCUACCCUGGGUACCAGAGGUUUUUUCUUGCGUGCGACGAGGAGCUUUCGCCGAGUGUCGGCCGACCAAAACCGGAAACCGCUCAUGAAAAGUCUCUGGCACCCAGGGUAGCGAGGAUCACAUCCAAAGUUAAGAACAUUCCUGACAGAAUCUCCUUAAGAAUUUUUAGACGGAUGAAAGAAGGGAAAAUUACUCAAAUGGCCAUUUCCGAGUUCCCCAGGGUCUCUGUAUCAAAACGAGGUUAGGUGCGAAACCUUUGAUACGGAAAUGAUUUUUCAUUCUCAUGCAAGUAAAACUCAUUUCCUCAAGAAAUGUUGAGCACCUAACCUCGUUUUGAUACAGAGGCCCGGGGAGACUCGGAAAUGGCCUAUUAGCGCCUGUUUACAUGGAGGUGGGGGACCCCAGGUAGGUGAGGUAACCCGCUUAGGUGAGGUAAAAAAAUAACCCUCCUUUACAUGCAAUCUUACAACCCCGCCUUCCCGGGGUGCACUUUCUCAAGAUUAUUGAAUGGUCGCUAAGCACGUAAACAAGAAAAAUGCUGGCAAGCCACGAGUUUUGGCGAUUAAUGCACUUCUUCACUCACUUGUUGCUCUUGCUGCAACCCGUCAGUGCAAUAGCUUUCUGUUGUUAACUUUAAUCAUAAUGCAAAGACACCGCGAAAGUGAAUUUUGCGCGAAUUUGAUGUAUCACGAAUCCGACCCCGGCCAGGCGGGUUACCCCACCUUGAAACGUUUACAUGACAAAUUGUGACCCCGGCUGAGAGGGUAACCCGGUCUGGUAGACCGGGCUACCCGCCUUGGCGGGUCACCCCACCUAUCAUGUAAACGUGAUCAAAUGAAAAUGAGAGAUUAUAUGGACAGGCGGGUUACCCCACCUAAGCGGGUUACCUCACCUACCUGGGGUCCCCCGCCUCCAUGUAAACAGGCCCUUAAGCUACAUGAAACUGGUAUUGUUGAUAUUGUUGCUUUCAAAGAGAAGUUAUGCAGCCCACGCUGCAUUAAAAUGUUCCACUUCAGAGCGCCAGUUUACGUCGGUAAGUGUCUAUAUUCUUAUCGCUGCCUUAAGAAAACCAAGUGACAUUUCUUAAUCAGAUAAAAAAGCGGCUUGUUUUGCUCUUGGUGGUUACUUGAAAAUGGCAGAAUCAGAGACUUUGUUGGAAUGUGAGAUCGACUGCUGCACUGGGAAGAACUGCAACACACAAAUACCGACCGGAUCGCCAUCAGCCAAUGCAGUCAAAGUAUUUACAACAGCAGGUAAUUAGACGAAGGAUGUUCUAUUUUUCAAGUAUCGCAUUAGAGAAAAAAGGAGGUAGAGGUGAAUACUAAACGCAUUAUUUAAUUUAUUCAAAGGCAUUCCAUCUCGUUAAUGGAGGACAGAGUUUCGCAGGUUAAGCGGUUUAAUUUUAAGUGAGUUUGGCCUUUUUUGGAAGUGUACUUUUCAAGUGCGUUUGUUGUUCACUACCUACCAUGCCACUACUAGUACAGACUAUUACUACUAAUAAUAAUAACUAGAAAUAAGUGACUCGCCGAGCCUCGCGAAGCAGAGGCUAAAGGCCUAAAGUAAGAAGAAAGGAAAAGAGGCCGAUAGGGAAAGGAAACUUUAUUUAUAUAUAUAAAAAACAAAACAAGAACGAAAAAAAAAAUUGAGAAGGAGAGAGGUAGUAGAUCAGGAAUCGAACGGGUUACUCCGCGCCUCCAGAUUGGCGCGAUUUCUCCUUACCACUGCUCUACUGAGGAUUACGAUAUAAGGACUAGUAAAAGUAUUUGAUUUAAACCCUUUUCCAUGGAACUUCCGCCAGCAGCAAAGGCAGUUUAAAGCUUAUCAAGCCGUAUUAAACACGAAUUCAAAGAUAUAUUCCAGCAAAAUAACCGAGAUAUUGACAGUCAAAAAUGAAUUUUGUCUACGGAGUAGGACGCAAAACAUGUUUUCUUUUCCUGAUUUCCGAAGUUAUUUUGAAGUUAAUUGUCCAAAUGACAUCCAUUUUCUGUUAAAGGUACGAAAUUUAUCAUAGAAGGCAUUUCUUGUCUUCUUAAAUGGCGGCUAAAGCAACCGGGCAAGUUUUGUGGCGGUUUUGAUUACAUGCUGCCCUUUUGCUAGGCACCUAAGUUCGCCCAAACCGAUAGAGAGAGAGAGAGAGAGAGAGAGAGAAAUUUUUGACCAAAGCAAGAUCACGAUCACGCCUCGCUUAGAGAUUGUUGUGCGCGUUGCCGCGCCCUGCAUGCGCUACAAAUUUAUAAACUCGCUUCGAAUUCGCUCGCGGAGUUACGGCCACUCGCUUCGCGAGAAUAACCAUGAUAAUAAAAGAGACGAAUAAGAAAGAAAACAUGAAAAAGUAAAAAUAAAUGAACACUAUUCACCUGCGAGCCAACCAAGGGCUAGUCAGGCACAAGGCUCUGUUUACUUUAUGUAGUGCAUAGCAAAGAGGAUUGUAGUUCGUAAAAAACUGAAGUAAUGUAAUCUGUCCAAUUUGGUAGAGGAAAGAGAGAUAGAAAAGGCGCAUGAGAAAAGGGAGAAAGUAGUCUGGAUAUAUUGGUAGGAGACUUAGGCUAUGCUCACACUAUAUCGCAGAGCUUUUUUGCCGGCUUGAAAACCACACCGGCUAUGGCUUCUGUUCUGUUAAAAACGAUGAUUUCGGAGCGAUAUCUCUUAACUGAGCGAAGCUGCACCGCGCCGAUCUCGAAAAAAGAGACUGACUCACAUAUUAGAUAGGUGUUCAUAAUAUACCGAAUAGACCUUUCGCGUCGACACGAAAUGCUAUCCCGUAUAGCGUGAAGAUAGCUGUAGUGUGAAUGAGUUACCAUAUAUAGAUCGUUUUCACUGUCACGCAACAAAAAAAUAAAUUGUAAACCGUCCAGUAGAAGAAAAGAAAAUGAAAUGUUAUGAAAGACUAGUAUUUAAACAAUUUGUCCAAGUCUCAGGGUCUUUGUAGCCCACAGUUUCAGUUUUCACGUUCCUUUGUAGAGCUUAGUAUGGAGACGCCAUACUGGUGUACCGUUUUGGUGCACCAAUAUGGCCGCCGGAAAUCAACAAAAACAUCUAGAGUUCACUUUUUCCAUAAAAGCUCUUUCUUUUCAUUCGAGAACUAGCAUACGUGCACAUAAACGUAUCUUCUAAUUCUUGAAAUGGUUAUACUGCUGAAAAUCAAGAGAACAGACUUUUUGUCAAUGAGACAGCUUUCCAAUUUUGGUGUCACGCACUGGGAAAACUCGGAAGUUCAAAUUGCUGUAUUUUCGAAAUGAAACAUGCUACAGGACUAGAAACUUGUACAAAGAUUUGUUUUUUGUUUAUCUUCAACCUAGUGUAGAUAAGAAUGCGUAAAACCUCGCUAUUUUGACUUUACAAUUUGAUGACGUCACUGUGAAAACCAUCUAUUGGUAAUCAAAAAAGGUUACGCCUCGAGUGAUCUUACCUUUUACCUUAAAAUAUAUUAACUCUCUCUCCCUUUCUUCCCCCCCCCCUCUCUCUCUCCAAUUUCCAACGCUCGUCCCUUAUUCUUCAUUAGUGAUUAAUAGUUGACGGUCGCGUUUUGUUUUCUAUGUUUUUUCAUUCUUUUAGCUUCUGGUCCGAAACAGUGUUUUUUAUGUCUGGGAACUAAUGCGGCCAGCUGCUCGCGCUCAAAGAGUCGGAGGACCCAGAUUUGCGCCACUGAUUCAUUGUCACUCGGUACUUCUCACUGUGGUGCUGCAGUGGGUAAAUAUCAGGAUAGCAAAGGAAAUAUCGUGGAUACCUUUGUUCGGGGAUGCAUUAACUGUGCUGGUAGGAAAAUAAUUUUACCCUUUGCCUAGAAUGAUUGUUGUUACGCUAAUUAUUCUGAUUAAUUCGAGACUUGAAACUCGUUAAUUAAAAUAAGUUCGCAUAUUGAGAAUGGCUUUACAAUGGCGCUGAAACAUAGAUUUUUUUUACACUCUUUUUUUACUCGACCGAUGAUGUGUGAGAAUAUUCCAAUAUUGGCGAUGCAAUAGACAAAACGUUUUUUUUGGACAGGAAUUAUAUUUACAGUUGACUCUCUCUUAACAAAUUUUAAACUUAAAACAGUAAACUGAUCCUUACGGCAGGAAAAGUGAUAGAAAAAAUAAAGAAAGAAAACAAAAAUAAAGUGGUGAAUUAUAUUUGGGCAAAUAUAAUUAUAAUAUUCCAAUUUUGGCAAUGAAAUAGACAAAACGUUUUUUUGGACAGGAAUUAUAUUUACAGUUGACUCUCUCUUAACAAAUUUUAAACUUAAAACAGUUAACUGAUCCUUACGGCAGGAAAAGUGAUAGAAAAUAUAAAGAAAGAAAACAAAAAUAAAGUGGUGAAUUUUUUUUGGGCAAAUAUAAUUCACCCCUUUCUUUUUGUUUUCUUUCUUUAUUUUUUUCUAUCACUUUUCCUGUCGUAAGGAUCAGUUAACUGUUUUAAGUUUAAAAUUUGGUACUAAAGAUUUUACUGAUCCAGGUCUAAAGAUCCGGCUGACCCUCACUAGUUUGUGGUUGUGGUUUUGCCUUCACGAGUGUUUCUCUUUUAACAGAUACCCCUAGCUAUAAGACGGUAUCGCUGUAAAACGGACAAAUAAAGGGGGUAAAGAAAGGUAGGGACCAACUCUAGGUGUCCGUUUUACAGCGAUACCGUCUUAUAGCUAGGGGUAUCUGUUAAGAGAGAAACACUCGUGAAGGCAAAACCACAACCACAAACUAGUGAGGGUCAGCCAGAUCUUUAGACCUGGAUCAGUAAAAUCUUUAGUACCAAAUGAGAGGGACAUCUCUAUGAGAGGGACAUCUCUCAAAAGGUUGCAUAUUUUCCACUGACGCGUUUUCGGCUACGCACGUUAACGCACGUAAAUUUUAAUCCAUGACGUAAAUAAUAUAGAGGCAAGAUAAAAUGUGCUGCGCUUAAACGAGAAGUUGAGCGACGUUCAACCUUUUACGCUUACGAGCGACCUUCCAUACAUUGUCUCUAUUUUAUUCACCCGCGUAAAAUUUACGUGUGUAAAACGCACGGAAAAAAUACGCGACAGUGGAAAUCCAACCUAAGACGGACACUAUAAAGUGUCCUCCUUAGAAGGAGUUGGCUGUAGCUAAUUAAUUAAGGUUGGGAGACAGGAGUUUCUCACACUGAAGGCACAAGCUAAAACAAAUAUAAAAAGAUUUUUGGUAUUAUUCCCUUUUAAUAAAUUCAACAGAAGUCUACUUUUUUUUCUCUUUUGACCGAUGAUUACAGAUAAGAAAGCGGCUUGUGCGGCUGUGGGCGGUUUUUUUAAGGGAGACAGAAGGCAAAGGUUGACCCAGCUGGAAUGCGCAGUCGAGUGUUGCACCAGUGAUGACUGUAACAAAGACAUCAUUCCAGUCUUACAAACAGGUACUUUGUACGUGUAA